AUGCUUCCUAGGGAAUUGUUGUCGUGUUUCAAACACCUAUCAGGACCGGACUUUCUGCGUCAGGAUGCCACCCGAUGGCCAGUGGUAUCAGCUACAGAGGUCACGGCUUCAUUGGAAAACUUACCGGAACUCAAAAAUUCGGAAAAAUGUAUAAUGCACAUUCACCAAGAAGAGGGCCACUGGAUGGAGCGCUUUUCUUUCUUAUCUCGGAUGCAACGUGUGGUAGGAUAUUGCCUUCGAUUUGCCAAUAGGACUCGAAGGCGCCCUGCGUUGACGGGACCUAUAUCACUUGCAGAACAAUACCAGGCUCUAUAUAGAGCCAUAAAAUACACUCAACAAAUCUAUUACUUCGAUUUAUACAAGCAAAUCGCAGCCCAUAGAAACAUUGCACCAGUCACUCUAGCUCAGUUGGCUCCCUAUGUAGAUCAAGCAGGAUUAAUUCGAGUCGGAGGACGUUUGAAACAUUCGACACUGGACGACGGCGCGAAACACCCUAUACUGCUACCACAACGGUGCCAUCUCACAGAGUUGAUAAUUCGGCAUUAUCAUCAGCUAUUGUUACACGGUGGAGCGAGAGUAGUACUUUCAAUGAUAACCCGACGAUAUUGGAUAAUGUCUGGUCGGGCUGCUGUACGUCGAACAGUUUACUCAUGUGUUCCAUGUUCAAAAUAUCGGGCCAGCACUCCUAAACCUUUUAUGGCAGACUUACCUGCCUCCCGAGUCACCGCAAAUCGGACAUUUUAUAACGUGGGUAUGGACUAUGGAGGUCCAUUCAUCGUGAAGGAGAGCCGCCGGCGUGGAGCGCGGACCCAAAAGGCGUACUUGGCAUUGUUCAUAUGCAUGGCAGUGAAGGCGGUACACUUAGAGAUCUAUUUACUCGGAUUGUGGCACAAAUUAUGUAGGUGCCGCAAAGCAGAUUACUUGCUUGAAACGAACAACGCUCGACAAGCCAUCUCUUCUCGGAUUCGGUGCGAAUGGCACUUUAACCCACCGGCCGCGCCCCACUUUGGUGGCCUAUGGGAGGCCGCAAUCAAGAGCACUAAGAUCCACUUGAAGAAGGUCAUUGGAGCACAGGUAUACACAUUGGAAGAAUUGACAACACUAGUGGUAAGAAUUGAGGGUGUUCUAAAUUCUCGGCCACUACAACCUCUGUCGAGUGACCCAAAUGAUUUAGAAGCCCUCACUCCGGGACAUUUUCUAAUUGGUCAACCACUCUUAGCUAUUCCCGAGGAAAAUGUCAUAGAUGUCGUCACCAACCGGCUAAGACGAUGGGAACUGAUUCGUCAGGCGCUUCAGUCAUUUUGGCGUCGUUGGAGCCAUGAGUAUUUACAAACUCUGCAGGGACGAAAAAAGUGGUUCCAACAAAUGGAGAACCUGGCUGUAGGGGAUUUAGUAGCAAUUCAUACACCCAAUCAUCCACCGAUGUCGUGGCAACUCGGACGCAUCAUGGAAGUUCAUCCAGGUCCAGACAAUGUCAUCCGCGUCGUAACCAUUCGAACAACUGACGGUAUUUUCAAGCGACCGGUUGUCAAGGUUACCAAGCUGCCUGUAUAAUACGAUGUUCACUUUGUACUGGUGCGUAUGGACGUCCCAUAUCCUUGUCUAUUAUCCACCACCAUGUAUGUUAUUUUGUAUUCUGAUUUCUUUAAUGUUCGUGUAUAAAAUGUUAUAGUUUAAAAUUUUACAUAAUUAGUAAUUAUCUUAGUAUUGUUUAUAAUUGUAAUGCCGUUGACUGCGCCAAAUAUAUGAAAACCAGGACAAAGUAAGUUUGAAAGCCCACUGCUUUCAAAGGCGGGAGGAUGUUCGGUGCCGACUCCGGCGGCGACAAUAUUUAUUUUUGUCGUGGGUCUACGACGAUAAGGCGUAGAAUCUUCUAGAAGACCCCACCCCCCCCCGCCGCCGUAUAGUGCAAACCGGCUUCCCGUCCGGCCGCCGCCAACAGAGGCCUACCGCCGCGGUGCACGGACUUUGUAGCAAUUAAGUCAGUCGUCGUUCCGUGCCCACCGCCGUUGUCGUAGUCGCGGUCCGUAACAUAUUUACACGUCGCGUCGCCUUUCGACAUAUUUGAUUACGGAAUCAAUACGGUGCAGUGCAUUUGCCAUCGGUGGCAUAUAAUUUUGUGUAACGUCGUGAGUGCGAACGGGCGACUCGGUUAUUAUUAAAUUGUCAAUAUAACUGUUUGAAGUACGCGGGUACGUAAAGCAGUAACGGGCAAGAUGGCCGAUUAAUAAUCGGUAGUUAGUGAUCGCGCGCGGGUGCAAUCUAACCGGACGCCGAACGUGCGUCGGACAUUCGGGCCUGUGUGUACGAUGUGUCAUCUGGGCGAGGAGACGUCGUAUCACAUGCAUAAUUAGUGUGGUUCAGCCAUCGACCAGCAACGUGGAUCGCGGGAUCAGAACGGGCAAGCAGGCGUCAUGGAGGGUCAUAAGGACAGUCGAGUGGUCGGCGGCAACAACCGGUAACGCGGUAUCACGACAGUGAUACGCGCUUUUAUUAUCAUUGAUUGUAUAUCAACAAAUUAUUGUUUAUGAUACCAUAUCAUUGUUUUGUAAUUUGUUUUGUUUAUUUUUCUUAUAUUGCCUUCGCGGCGUUUUGUAUUAUUAUUAUAAUAUAUUGUCUCGAAUAUCGAGCAAUCGGUUCAAUAUUAUAUUAUAUAGUAGGUGGGCGCCUACAUCCCUCACAUAUGUAUUAUACGGAUGCUAAUUAUCAUUUAUAUUUAUUUUAUGUUGUGUGGUGUAUAUCAUUUUAAUACAGUCCAUUUUUUUAGAUUGAAAA
This is a messenger RNA of Metopolophium dirhodum (rose-grain aphid), 2775 nucleotides long. RefSeq lists its product as uncharacterized. The transcript is spliced from 2 exons. Lineage: Eukaryota; Metazoa; Arthropoda; Insecta; Hemiptera; Aphididae. The record is from RefSeq and is a predicted model, not a curated record. The coding region runs from base 1 to 1554 and encodes 517 amino acids. Gene Ontology annotation, molecular function: nucleic acid binding.